GGUUUGACCGGAACAUGUGUUGCUAGUACUGGAGUAUGAAUGUUCGUGCCCAGUUGGUCCCUUUCGUUGUUGCUUGGACUCAGUCAUGUCGAACAACAGCGCCGCCAACAGCAGUUUAGUCAUCGCCCAGAAGGCAGUGAAACAGCUUCGACUCGAGGCCAGUGUCCAUCGGAUAAAGGUCUCUCAGGCUGCUGCAGAACUGAAGACCUUCUGUUUGCAAAAUGCUCACAAAGACCCUCUGCUCACUGGGGUGCCCUCCAGUGAUAACCCAUUCAGGCCACCAAAGUCAUGUGUCCUCCUUUGAUCCUCUGACAUGGCUGUGAAGAAGUACAAAACACUCAAACAGAUGCCUGGUCAUUUUGCACUGUUGAUCUCUGCCAUGUGCUCCACUUCCUCUGAAGAUAAAAAAAGCCAAGACAAGAACACUUACUCACUCACACGCGCACACAGGCACACACACGCACACAAACACACACGCAUGCACACACACGCACACAAACACACACACGCUACUAAGAAAUGAUGCUGAUGAAUUUAGCUGUGUGCUGUAACUGUAGGUAAUGUACUUACUUUGACAGGAUGUGUGUUUCUAAUGGCAACCACUGGUGUCGUGUUUUGCUUUUUUUAUGUUUAGAGGUAAACACAACAGGCCUUAAACUCACUCUGUUUUGAUGAGCAUACCCAUUUUACAGCCAAACUACACUUUUUACAGUGGGUCAUUGGACAAAUAAAGCCUGGAGUUGAUGACUAAAAAAUCUUAUGAAAGUCACAUUGGAAAGAUAUCAGAGUCCUAUCUGAUUUAUUUCUAUUUAUGAACAUCGUAUAAAGCAGAUCUUACAAAAAUAAAAUGGAUUCCAUGUUUUUUCUUUUGUAUGUGCUUGUAAUACAUAUUCAGUCUGUGCCACGUGUAAGAGAAAAAUUAAACUAGAUAAUCUAUUCCCCUUUUUAAAGGAUUCUAUCAACCAAUGGCAUUUUGUAGCUAUUGAUUCCUGUCAUUUAUUUCGAAGAAACAGGAGCCUUUAAAUAAUCAUUCAUUUUGUACCUGCUAGGCAGAAAUACUUCAUAAAACAAAAGGAAACAUUUGAAAGGGAACAGAGGAGGUAUGGAACCCUGAUAAGCUGAUGUAAGUUGAUGGAUAAUUGCCAAUCUUGUGUGAACACACAGCUCAGUUCAAAAUUUCAUCUUACGUGCGCUGUUAUUAUUCACCAUUAAAAGUUGCCACGUGGUUGUUUUUGUUAUUGGUCUGUGAAACUGUAUCUGGCAUGAAUUUGCUAUCUUAGUUUUAACAAUAUUAACUAGACCAAUAAUGUUGUGUUAUCUGCCUCCCAUCCACUGACCCUCAUGUCUCAUGAUUACACAAAGCUUCAUGUGUAAUCAGUGAUGUGCUAUGCGCAUAUAGAGUGUGGACUGGUAGCUGGAGAGGUGCCAGUUCACCUCCUGGGCACUGCAGAGGCACCCUUGAGCAAGGCACCGAACCCCCCAACCGCUCUGAGUGCCUGUCAUGGGCAUCCCCACUCUGACAUCUCUCCACUUAGUGCAUGUAUAGGUCCUGUUUGUGCAAAUUAAAUUAAAAAAUUAGCACCACAUCACAUCAUUAUCUAUCUAUCUAUCUAUCUAUCUAUCUAUCUAUCUAUCUAUAAAAAAGUCUGAGACUACAGGCCAAGAUACUUUCAAGGUAACACUAUUUUCUUCAUUAUAAAUGAUAAUAUCAGCCCAUAUCAGCUCACUUUUGUUUUAACAUUUUUAUGAAUCCUCAAAUUUUCUGAUUAUUUCCAUGUUUUCAUGAACACAGAGAUUAUAUUAAAAACUUGAAUGUAAAUGAAUAAAAAUGUUUAAGAGCUCCUGGAUUGUAUGAA
Messenger RNA from Epinephelus moara (kelp grouper), 1856 nucleotides. RefSeq lists its product as uncharacterized. The transcript has 3 exons. Gene Ontology annotation, cellular component: heterotrimeric G-protein complex. Gene Ontology annotation, molecular function: G-protein beta-subunit binding. Bases 86 to 304 code for a protein of 72 amino acids. NCBI's taxonomy places the organism in Eukaryota, Metazoa, Chordata, Actinopteri, Perciformes, Serranidae. Gene Ontology annotation, biological process: G protein-coupled receptor signaling pathway. The record is from RefSeq and is a predicted model, not a curated record.